Naegleria gruberi is the source of this 1812-nucleotide messenger RNA. RefSeq lists its product as uncharacterized. Gene Ontology annotation, biological process: cellular response to hypoxia. The coding region runs from base 1 to 1812 and encodes 603 amino acids. The transcript has 2 exons. NCBI's taxonomy places the organism in Eukaryota, Heterolobosea, Eutetramitea, Acrasida, Naegleriidae. Gene Ontology annotation, molecular function: ferrous iron binding; peptidyl-proline dioxygenase activity. The record is from RefSeq and is a predicted model, not a curated record.
AUGGUCAAUUGCGAUAAGUGUUUUAAAGAUGACGAAGAAACAGUGCCAGCUACACAUAACUGCAAACAAUGCAACAUGAACUUUUGUGAUUCUCAUACAACACUACAUAAUUCUGCUAACAAGACUAAAUCCCACACGCCAGAUGUCGUCCAGUUGGAAGUAGCUGUAAAGAAUUGUGAAAAAUGUUUGAAAGACGAACAAGAAACUGUUCCAGCAACACAUUUUUGCAAAUCAUGCAAUGCAAGCUUGUGCCAGGCUCACUUAACUUUGCACAAUACAUCAAACAAGACAAAGUCUCAUGUCAAUGACAUUAUUCAAUUAACUAGCUCACCUCUCACUUCGUUUAUUCCAUUCAGUGGAGCUUUUGAACAUAUUGCAACUCUUGGCGAACAAGAACCAGUCAAUUUUCAGUUCUCCAGAGUUGCUGCCAUCACUAUCGAUCCAGUCAACCGUUCCUUAUUCGUCUCUGAUAAGAAUACCUUCUUGGAAUUUGAUUUGAAAACCAAAAAGCUGAAAAACCAAUUCAAAGAACCCCAAAACAGAGAAAACAAAAUGUUAAAUUAUGAUCCAAAAGAUGAUGCCCUAAUUUACAUGAUUCACAGAUGUAGCUCAGCACUUAUUGUAAAAACUUCCAGAGAUGGAAAGAUGAUUUAUUGGGAAACCGCUGUGGGAGUUGUUAAAGGAAUUACUGUUGAUAGAAAGGAUGGAACUGUUUAUGUGCUACAAAAGAAUGGAGUUGACUUUUUGUCACCUACCAAUGGGGCAAUUGUAAAAUCUUUAAGAAAUGACAUUAAUGGAAAGAGCAUUUUUGAAAUGCAGAAUAUUGAUAGUAUUGGAAUUAAUCAUGAUAAUGAUUUGGUGCUUAUUGAUCAGUAUAAUAUUAUAGUUUCGAAUAAGAAUGGAAAAAUUUUAAAGAAACAUACCAAGCACUCUACUGUUUUGCAUGUAAGACCACAAUUUGAACCAGUUACCAAUAGAAUAUUUUGUGUUUCGUCUGGAAUCGUUUUUAUGAAUGAAGACGGCACCUGUGUCACUAACUUUGAAAAUGAGAAAUCUCAAAAGUAUAGAUUUAACUUGUUUUAUCCUGAGAAUAAUCUCCUCACACGAGAGGAAUCAUACAUGGAGGAUGAAGAUAGUGGACAAGUGAUACAAAUUGGACAACAUCCUUUCUACACAUUAAAGAUGAUUAAGAAGGAACAUGAAAAAUCAUCAAUUAAGGAACAUGUUGAUAUGUAUGCUCUCACUACACAGAUUGGACAAUAUUUUCAAAGGAGAGUUGUAUUUGAUGAAAUAUUAAAAAAGCCAGAUGAGUCAAUCGAUGAUGAUUUCUUUAAUAAGGUUGCAUUGUGUAAGGAUUUUGAGAAUGGACUUCCAGUUCAUUUGGAUAAUCAUAAUGCUGAUAGUAGAAAGCUGACGAUUGUUUAUUAUACAACUCCAUAUGUGGAUAAUCAAGAGGAGAAACAACAAAUGGAAAAGAAAUAUAAAGGAUUUCAAUUUGAGGAGAGAAAUUGGGAAGGUGGAUUAUUGAGAGUUUACAAACCAUCAACCAAGUUGUAUAUUAAUUAUUGGGAAACUGAGAAGGAAGAUAUUGAACCUAAAUUCAAUAGAGCUGUCCUCUUUUACAGUGAUACCAUAGUUCACACAGUUACAGAGACGAAACCAAAGGCAAAUUUGAAUCAAAUUGUUAAUAAUACUGAAAUGCAUCCACCUCGAACAACAAUCACCACAUGGAUCCAUUGCAAUGACAUGUCCUUCAUUUGUCGAGAUAGGGUCCUAUUCCAAAGACAAAUGAUCAAAUUCUUCCAGAACUAA